Pelobates cultripes (western spadefoot toad) is the source of this 681-nucleotide messenger RNA. NCBI's taxonomy places the organism in Eukaryota, Metazoa, Chordata, Amphibia, Anura, Pelobatidae. The record is from the annotation of a GenBank genome assembly.
AUGUUCCUACCUGAUCUGAGGGAACUGGAGGUAAAGACUAGAGACAAGCAAGCUGCUAUACAGUCUGAUCGAAAAUCUGGAACAUCAGUGACGGAAGGUACCCUGAAGGACCUCCUAGACAAGUUAUGCCGAAAUAUUGCUGCUGACAUCUCUGCAUUUAAAGAAGAGAUCAGUGGAGUAAUGGCCCGCCUACAUGAAACAGAGGUUACCACAGCUUGCCACGAGACACGACUUACUACCCUAGAUUGGGAACUCUCCACGUUAUGGCGCAAACAGGCGCAGACACAGUAUGUGGCGGCAAUGGAGGACCGGAGGCGGUGGAAGAACAUAAAGGUGCAAGGCCUUCCCGACAAUAUCGCCACAGCUGAACUACCUCACCUGUUUCGGAGGCUUCUAGCCCAACUACUCUUUGCCAAACAAGCCAAAUUAAUGUCUCUGUACGGAUGCUACAGGCCCCCAGCUCCUCCGGCAAGUUCAACAGGAGUGCACAGGGACAUCGUAAUCUGCUUCCAAAACAGCCCUGACAAGCAGGUGUUCAUGACCGCCAUUCGCAAUAAGUCACCCUACUCCUUUGAAGAACUCCAGCUGGCAUUCUUCCCAGAUCUAUCCAGAGCUACUUUGGACUGGAGAAGGGCCCUGAGACCCUUAACUCUGGAACUUACAAAACAUAAGGUGCCUUAA